AUGGCAGGAGGCCGCAUGAAAUACCGGCAUUUCAACCGCUCAUCUGCCCAUAGACAAGCAAUGCUCCGAAACCUUGUGACCUCUCUCUUCACCCACGAAUCCAUAGCAACAACAUGGCAUAAAGCAAAGGAAGCACAGCGGUUGGCGGAGAAGCUGGUCACGUUAGGCAAGAAGAAUACGGAGGCUAGCAAGAGGAAAGCUUUCGAGAUUUUCUAUACGCCCCACGAACUAGUCCCCAAACUCUUCGGCGAAAUUCGCAAACGCUACGAAUUACGCCCAGGAGGCUACACGCGGGUCCUCCGUAUCGAGCCAUUGAAGCCUGACAUGGCGCCCUCUGCGAUUCUCGAACUCGUUGAUUCGAAAUACGAUAUGCGGUUCCAGAUGACGGCGCGGACACUUGCGAAGGAACGGGCGGAUGGUAGGGAACAGCCGCGCAAGAUGACAGCGAAGAAUAUUGAGAAAGUGACGAGGUAUAGGAGGGGUGGGAUGGACGCGCUUGACGAGCUGGUGGAGAGCUUUGCGGAAUUUGGGGUUGCUAAGGAGAGAGAUAAUUCUGCGAGUGAGGAGAAGAGGUGGGGUGGGAAUAUAUGA
Molecule: messenger RNA, 591 nt
Organism: Lachnellula hyalina
Lineage: Eukaryota; Fungi; Ascomycota; Leotiomycetes; Helotiales; Lachnaceae
Gene: mrpl8
Product: 54S ribosomal protein, mitochondrial
Exons: 2
Coding region: 1-591 (196 amino acids)
Biological process (GO): translation
Cellular component (GO): mitochondrial large ribosomal subunit; ribosome
Molecular function (GO): structural constituent of ribosome
Source: RefSeq, a predicted model, not a curated record